AUGAGUGCACCCCUUGUCGGAAGACUUGAUGCCUUCGAUGAAAACGUCGAGAGCUGGACCUCGUACGUUGAACGUGUAGAGGAGUAUUUUGUCCUCAACAAUCUUCAAGAAGACAAGAAAGUGGCAGCGCUUAUAACCAGCAUGGGAGCGAAAACAUAUAACACUCUCCGCAAAUUGACAUGCCCAAAGAAGCCCUCGGAGUUAAAGUUCAACGAGAUCAAAAAGUACCUCACGGACUAUUUCUCUCCGACGCCGUUGGAAAUGUCAGAGCGGCAUCGUUUCUACAAUCGUGUUCAAGGACAGUCCGAAUCAGCACGUGAGUUUUUGGCUGAGUUACGUAAACUCUCCGAACAUUGCAAUUUUGGCACAUUCCUUGACGAAGCCCUUAGAGACAAAUUUGUCUGUGGCCUGCGAAGCACCUCUGUUCAACAGCGCAUGCUCACCAUGAAGGAUUUGACCUUGACAAAGGCGCUUCAAGAAGCGGUGUCAUGUGAGCUCGCAGCCAAAGGUGUGGAGGAACUACAUACCAAAAGAGAAAGCAUAAACGGAGCCGCGUCUAGUGUUUCGAAAGUUCGAGACGAGGAAAAGUGCUUCCGCUGCAACAAGAAGGGUCAUGUUCCUUCCAAAUGCCGAUACCUCGACGCUGUAUGCCUCCACUGCAACAAGAAGGGUCAUAUACGUCCCGCCUGCAGAAAUCUUGCAGCAAACAAGUCGUCCACUGAAGCUAAAACGAAGCAAACAAAAAAGAAGGACACUACAAAUGCUUCAAAGGCUGAAAAUGUUGGAACCAUUCGCCAGGAUGUGGACUCAGAGCUACUUGCGCAUGUCACUGGUGGUGGAUGUGAGCCCAUUUGGUUAAAACCAGAAAUUGAGGGUCAUGUAAUUCCAAUGGAAAUGGACACAGGGUCAAAGUAUACUAUUGUACCCCAAGUUGUCUACUCGAAGCAUUUCAGCCACAUUCCACUGGAACCUACCUCCAUGAAAUUUCGAACUGUGACAAGUGAAUGCUUCGUACCUGACGGCGUAGCCACAGUUCAAGUAAAAUUUCGAGAGAAAUGUUCAAGGCUCCAACUCUAUGUUGCAAGAACCCCAGGACCAGCACUGUUUGGCCGACAGUGGAUUCAAGAAUUCAAGUUGCUUGAAGAAACAAAUGGAAUCUUCAAGACGUCGACUGCAACGAAAGCUUCUCAAGAAGAAGUCAAAAAUAAGCUGAACCAGAUUCUAGAAACUCACAAGGUCGUAUUUGAAGACUCCAUCGGGAAGUUGAAUGGAAUCAAGGCAACCUUAAACCUGAAGGAAAAUGUUCAGCCCAAGUUCCUUCGUGCUCGUCAAGUUCCAUACGCACUCAAGGAAAAAGUCUUUGCCGAAUUGGACAGACUAGAAUCGGAAGGUAUUCUGACCAAAGUCAAUGUCAGUGAAUGGGCUACUCCCAUAGUUCCUGUAGUAAAACCCAAUGGGACAGUCAGGAUAUGUGGAGAUUUCAAGAGCACCAUCAAUCAACGCUUAGUCGUGGAUCAGUAUCCUCUACCACUGGUUGAGGACAUUUUCGCGAAGUUAUCUGGUGGUCAGAAAUAUACAAAAAUUGACCUCCGGCAAGCAUUCCUUCAAAUGGAAGUGGAUGAGAAGUCCAAGCAUUUGCUAACUAUCAAUACAGAAAAGGGACUCUUCCGGUAUAACAGGAUGGUGUUUGGCAUUGCUCCCGCACCUGCGAUCUGGCAACGCACCAUCGAACAAGUUCUACAGGGUGUUCCUAUGACACAUGCAACGCAAGACGACAUAUUAGUGAGUGGUACUACUGAAGAGGAUCAUCUCGAAAAUCUUUCGAAAGUCCUCAAGCGCCUGGAAUCGUUUGGACUAAAAGCAAACCUGCAGAAGUGCUCCUUCUUCCAGGACAGCAUUGUGUACUGCGGAUACAAGAUCAGCAGCGAAGGUUUACACAAGACCCAAGACAAGAUCCGUGCUGUACUUGAAGCUCCAGCACCGCAAAACGUCAGCCAGCUGCGUUCCUUUCUUGGGCUAAUCAACUACUACGGAAAAUUUAUUCCGGACAGCGCAAAUCUUUUGCGACCUUUGCACGCACUUUUGGAAAAAUCUGCAAAGUGGAAGUGGACAAAAGACUGCAAGGUAGCCUUCCAAAAAGCUAAAGAAAUUAUUGCGUCUGACACAGUCCUUGUCCACUACAAUCCGCAGCUACCACUCCGUCUCGCUUGUGAUGCCGGGCCACAUGGUCUCGGCGUAGUUCUCUCUCACGAAAUGCCUGAUGGGACGGAAAGGCCAAUCGCAUUUUCCUCGAGAACCCUCAAAACGGCAGAAAAGAACUACUCACAAAUUGACAAAGAGGCCCUAGCCAUUAUCUGGGGAGUACAGAAGUUCUACGCUUAUUUAUAUGGCAGGCAUUUCAGGCUUAUAACGGACCACCAACCGUUGACGCAGAUCUUCUCGCCAAUGAAGGGUAUACCUGCAAUGCAAGCAGCACGUCUCCAACGCUAUGCUCUCUUUCUCUCCGGCAUGGACUACGACAUAGUGUAUAAGAGGUCAGAAGACAACGGCAAUGCUGACAGUUUGUCACGGUUACCUCUACCGGAUGUUCCACCGGAGGGCCCAGAUGAAGCUGAGCUUUACCAUUUAAGCCAAUUUGAGCAACUUCCUGUUACUCAUUCAACACUGCGAGACGCAACCCGACGAGAUGUUAUUCUGUCGAAGAUAUAUUGGAAUGUCAUGAAUGGCUGGGACAGUUCUAACUUGGACGAAGAUCUUGUGCCUUACAUCCGACGCAAAGAUGAACUAUCUGUGCAACAAGGAGUUCUAACAUGGGGCACUCGCACCGUCAUUCCCGCGAAACUCGUACAGUCAAUUCUUGACGAGCUUCACCGUGGUCACAUGGGAAUCGUUAAAAUGAAAGCUUUGGCACGAUCCUACGUAUGGUGGCCAAACAUCGAUCGUGACAUCGAAGCUGUUGCAAGGAAUUGCGAAGGUUGUCUGAAGAACCAAAAUGAGCCACCUAAGGCUCCAUAUCAUCCGUGGGAAAUUCCUAACGGACCAUGGAAACGAGUCCAUUUGGACUUCGCCGGGCCAUUCCAAGACAAAAUGUUCCUGGUAGUUGUGGACGCCUUCUCCAAAUGGCCUGAAGUAAUCGUCAUGAGCUCUACUACUGCUUCUUACACUGUAGAUGUCCUACGGACGAUCUUUGCCAGAAACGGCAUACCCGAACGUAUCGUCACUGACAAUGGACCACAGUUCACAUCAAGCGUGUUCAUGGAGUUCAUGAGGAACAAUAGAAUUCAACAUUCCUUGACAGCACCAUACCACCCAGCAACCAAUGGACUUGCUGAGCGUUUUGUCCAGACACUCAAAUCAAGCCUGAAAUCUAUGCAGGGGGAAGGGAGUAUCCACGAGAAUCUCGCAAAGUUCCUUAUUGCAUAUCGCACUUGCCCCCACACAACGACUGGAGAAACUCCGUCUAAACUCUUCCUGGGACGCGAAAUUCGCACCCGCCUGUCGCUUAUCAGGACAAGUGUUCAAGACAGUAUACGAGACAAGCAAGAUAAAUUGUUCAAGCGGAACCAUGGAAGAGAACGUUACUUUGAACCGGGACAACAUGUUUCUGUUCGUGACUACAGAGGAACCGAUAAGUGGACCACUGGUCUUGUCCUCAGACGCCACGGACCAUUGUCCUAUGAAGUAAAGGUUGGUGACAAAGUCUGGCGCCGGCACAUCGACCAGCUGAAACCGGGUGCCUGCGAACGUCAAAACGCUCGAGAAGAAAACCGCAGACCAACUUCAAAUGACUCUGUUGCUCCAGAGCCCAUGGUAGCGGAUCGACCACACCAACCAGAAGCAGAAGAUACUCCUCCGAGCGAGUUGCACACGACUCCUGAGAAUGUGCACGCUCCGAAUACAGCAGUCCCUGAUCUAGGAAAUGGGAAUGCACAAGUCGCAAAGACGCCCCGUCCCCAACGAAAAAGAAGACCUCCGGAAAGGCUGAUUGUGGGACUGGACUAA
Molecule: messenger RNA, 4002 nt
Organism: Ornithodoros turicata
Lineage: Eukaryota; Metazoa; Arthropoda; Arachnida; Ixodida; Argasidae
Exons: 1
Coding region: 1-4002 (1333 amino acids)
Biological process (GO): DNA integration
Molecular function (GO): zinc ion binding; nucleic acid binding
Source: RefSeq, a predicted model, not a curated record